AAGGCGCGCAGCCUGCGCGGCCGCCCGUGCGCUCCAGGGAACCCCGCGUGCAGCUGGGCUGCUGGAGCUGCGGCGGGCUGCCAGGCUGGGGAGCCCAGGGCCCGAGGAUGAAGCCGAGCUCUCCGCCACGCUGGCCCCUGUCCUGCUUGCUUGUGCUGCUGCCCUGGCUUCUGGCUACGCCCGCAUCAACGACGCCUUGGCAGUGCCCGCCCGGGGGGGAGCCUGAACCGGACCCGGGGCAGGGCUCGCUAUGCAGGUCCUGCCCCCCGGGCACCUUCUCAGCCUUGUGGGGCUCUAGGCCAUGCCAGCCCCACUCCCGCUGCAGCCUUCGAGGGAGGCUGGAGGUCCAGGCGGGCACAGUGACUCGAGACACACUAUGCGGAGACUGCCGGCCUGGGUGGUUUGCUCCUUCAGCGGCUCCCCAUGUUCCCUGCCAGCCAUGCUCCUGGCCACUUCUCGGUCCUCGUGGCUGUUAUGAGCGGACCCGGCGGACCCGGCGGACCCGGCGUGGUGUGGAGGUGACAGCAGGGGGCAGCGGCACUAGGGAGACACAGCAGCCUGGGAACAGCACGCGGGCCAGCGGCCCCGAGGAGACGGCUGCCCCGUACGCGGUUAUUGCCAUCGUGCCCAUCUUCUGCCUCAUGGGGCUGCUGGGCAUCCUGGUGUGUAACCUGCUCAAGCGGAAGGGCUACCACUGCACCGCCCACAAGGAGGUCGGACCUCGCCCUGGAGCUGGAGGCAGCGGGAACAACCCCGCCUACCGGGCUGAGGAUGCCAACGAGGACACCAUCGGGGUCCUGGUGCGCCUGAUCACAGAGAAGAAAGAGAACGCGGCCGCGCUGGAGGAGCUGCUGAAGGAGUAUCAAAGCAAACAGCUGGUGCAAACCAGCCAUGGGUCUGCGCCUAGGCUGCCGCCUGGACCCCCCAGCAUGCCAUACAUCUGUCCGCACCACCACCACCUCCACACCGUGCAGGGUCUGGCCUCACUCUCUGGCCCAUGCUGCUCCCGUUGUAGCCAGAAGUGGCCUGAGGUGCUGCUGUCCCCUGAAGCUGCAGCUGCUACCACUCCCACUCCCAGGCUCCUGCCCAACCCGGCCAGGGCUCCCAAGGCCGGGGCCAAGGCCGGACGCCAGGGCGAGAUCACCAUCUUGUCUGUGGGCAGGUUCCGCGUGGCCCGAAUUCCUGAGCAGCGAACAAAUUCACUGGCCUCUGAGGUGAAGACCAUCACGGAGGCUGGGCCUUCAGGGGGUGAUUUCACUGACUCCCCACAACCUGGCCUCCCUACUGAGCAGCGGGCACUGCUGGGAAGUAGUGGAAACCACACUAAGUGGCCAAAGCCCCUGGCAGAGAAGAAGGCCGAGGAGAACCGCUAUGUGGUCCGGCUAAGUGAGAGCAACCUGGUCAUCUGAGGGACUCUCUUGUCUGAGGACACUGCGGCCUGUCCUGGGAAGGCUUCCUGGAGGAGGUAGAGCUCCAGCUGGGCCCGAAAGGAUCACGAAGCAAUGGCCCAGCAGACAAACAGCAAAGGCCAAGGCCUGGAGGCGGGAGUGUCUGCCCCAGUGAGGAGGCAGGCCGGCAGGCACCGUGUCCAGGAGCAAGUUGAAAGCCCCGCGCAUCCCUGCUGCCCAGUUCCUUCCCUGCAGGAUGCCCCUGGCCCUGUGCCCUGGUCAGAUCCUAGGAGCCCACGGGAUCCUCUGUACCACCAGGAGGCUGGGCCUUGAAGGUAGGGAGGGGCCCUCUGCUUGGCAGCCCUGGCCCCACACCUUGGUAAUUAGCCACCUCCUGCCUCAGUACAGGGCCCUCCAGCAGAUGUACCUCCCCUUCCUCUUGAGGCAACACAGUGCCGUGGGCUGGGAGUCUGAGUUCCUGGGUUCUAAUCCUGGGCAAGUCCCUGGCCAUCACUGGGUCCAAAUUUUUUUGACUCGAAGCCUCAGGGCCCAGGGCCUCUCCAGCCCCCUUCAGGCUCUGAGCUGGGUCUCGUAGGGGGAGAGCUUGCCUCCUUGCUGCCUCUCCCACUAGUAGCUUCAUGUGGCCCCAUUUUUGCUGCUUCCAGGGCCUCUACCUUCAAGGCCCCUAUGGGGCUAUCCACCCACAGCUCUGCCUACAGAGGGGCUUAAUGCAUGCGCCUGCCUCCCCCUGCUCUUUUUACUGAAGAACAGACUUGAUCUGGGUGGGGCUGUGGCAGAGCCCCAGCCUGUCCAGCUACUUGCACGGUAGCAGGAGCUUCAGGGAGAGGCGUGUGACAGGCUGGAGAGGCACCUCUGACCUAGGUGCUGUGUGUCCCUGUGGUGUUGGUGUCUGUCCCUAGCCUGGGCAGUGCGGGCAACAGCCCAGCCUGUCUCCAGCAUAGCUCAGAAACCUGGUUAUUUAUGUGGGGCUGUGCAGGCACGGGCCCCACUCUCGUCCCUAUUUCUUAUUUAUUGAAACUUGGCUGUUGUCCUGUCCUUGCGUUUCCAUCCCCAUCCAUUUGUUGAAUAAAAGGUGGGAUAGUGGUGUCACGAGGAGCUUCUUUUCCCUGUGCCUCUUCCCUGGC
Molecule: messenger RNA, 2533 nt
Organism: Pteronotus mesoamericanus
Lineage: Eukaryota; Metazoa; Chordata; Mammalia; Chiroptera; Mormoopidae
Gene: RELT
Product: RELT TNF receptor
Exons: 11
Coding region: 108-1409 (433 amino acids)
Biological process (GO): amelogenesis; apoptotic process
Molecular function (GO): protein binding
Source: RefSeq, a predicted model, not a curated record